This is a messenger RNA of Pyricularia pennisetigena, 651 nucleotides long. RefSeq lists its product as uncharacterized. NCBI's taxonomy places the organism in Eukaryota, Fungi, Ascomycota, Sordariomycetes, Magnaporthales, Pyriculariaceae. Gene Ontology annotation, biological process: snoRNA guided rRNA pseudouridine synthesis; ribosome biogenesis. The coding region runs from base 1 to 651 and encodes 216 amino acids. The record is from RefSeq and is a predicted model, not a curated record. The transcript is spliced from 2 exons. Gene Ontology annotation, molecular function: box H/ACA snoRNA binding. Gene Ontology annotation, cellular component: box H/ACA snoRNP complex.
AUGGCGUCAAGAGGAGCUCCCCGCGGACGCGGAGGAGGCGGCUUUGGCCGAGGAGGAGGCAGAGGCGGCUUCCAGCAGCGCGACUUCGGCCCGCCGGCCAGCGUGGUCGAGAUGGGCAAGUUUGUGCACGCGUGCGAGGGCGAGAUGUUCUGCGAGUCCAUCAACCCCAAGAUCCCGCACUUCUCCGCCCCGAUAUACCUCGAGAACAAGACGGCCGUCGGCAAGGUCGACGAGAUCCUCGGUCCCCUGAACCAGGUCUUCUUCACCAUCAAGCCUUCCGAGGGCAUCCAGGCCGGCGCCUUCAAGGCCGGCGACCGCUUCUACAUCGCCCAGGAGAAGCUCCUGCCGCUCGAGAGGUUCCUUCCCAAGCCCAAGCCCCCGCCCGGAUCCGUCCCCAAGGUCAAGAAGCCUGCCGGCGGACGCGGAGGUCGCGGCGGCCCUGGUGGUCGCGGCAGGGGAGGCCCCAGGGGUGGUGGUGGCUUUGGUGGUCGCGGCGGCGGUGGUGGGUUCAGCCGUGGUGGCGGUGGGUUCUCAAGGGGUGGCGCCCGUGGCGGUGGUGGCUUUAGCCGCGGUGCUGGCUCAGGUGGCUUCUCGAGGGGUGGUGGUGGUCGUGGCAGGGGCGGUGGUGGCUUCAGCAGGGGCGGCAGGUGA